This is a messenger RNA of Aspergillus welwitschiae, 1511 nucleotides long. RefSeq lists its product as uncharacterized. Lineage: Eukaryota; Fungi; Ascomycota; Eurotiomycetes; Eurotiales; Aspergillaceae. The record is from RefSeq and is a predicted model, not a curated record. Bases 45 to 1121 code for a protein of 358 amino acids. The transcript is spliced from 2 exons.
CUUACGUAUGAGCUGUGUCUGAUCGUGACCAGACAUUCGCGAGCAUGUCACUUCUCGAUAAUGAAGAAGAUGAGAACUCCAGAUAUUUGCGAAAUAAUUCAGAGUCCCCAUCGGUGAUAACCUCGAUCGAGCCCAAGCAACCGUUCCCGCCGCUCCCCGCCGAUGACCUUGCGACAACCACACUGAGCUCGCAAAACGAUGGCUACGUCGAAGAAGAUGACCACAAUCCUACCUCACCCUCUCAUGCAGAUAUCAAUGCAGAAGAUGAUGCCGACUUUCAAUCGCAAUAUUCGCUAGAGGAUCAAGCCUUUUCGGAUGCAUCUACGGAUUCGGAGGAGCAGUCACCGGAAGAUGGUCUUUCUAUGCAUCACCCAUUUCGCCAGUCCACGAGUUCCCUUCAUGGGCCGAACGCCUUUGCUCCACCCUUCUACAAUAGACCCCCAACUCCGCUUCCCCCGUCUCCAUCAUUGACUUCCCUUCUCCGACCGCCGUUCUCCACGACUACUUCUCGACCUACCACCCCUGACAGCUCGGAUGUGGAAACACCGAAUGAUACGGAGGCUGCUGUCGCGAAAUCUGCCCGCCGCGCGACGACUGUUCCCAGGGCCAGUCCGAAGGUGCCGACAUAUGAAUACUAUGGAUUUGUCCUAUAUCUUGCUUCCUCUUUAGCCUUCCUGAUCUACAUCCUUUGGUCCUACCUGCCGUCCCCGUUUCUACACCAGCUUGGAAUAUACUAUUAUCCGAAUCGAUGGUGGUCAUUGGCCUUUCCUUCAUGGCUGGUGAUGUCCAUCAUCUACAUAUACGUUGCCCUGGCAUCAUACAACACGGGGUACCUGACGCUACCGAUGAAUAGCAUGGAGAAUAUCGUGGAUGAGGUGGCUAAUGUCGCCGUCAUUGAUGGCAAGGGCAGGCGAAGACCUGGUGGAGCUGCGAAGAUGAGACCUGGCGCGACAUCGUAUCAAAUUAUGGGGCCGCAGAACCGAAAGGUUAACUGGAAAGAGAUAUGGAGUGAAGGGACGGAUGCUGUGCUGGAUGUGCCAGUAGGCGGAGUCUGCGAAGUGCUUUAUGGACAGGAGCGCGAUGACGAUGAGUUGUUUGAAGAGGCGUCUACUAUUUCAUAGACCACGAUGUCAAAAUUCCAGAUAUAACCCAUCUUGCGCAUAUAUCACUUCACUGUAUGUGAACGACACCGUUCGUCGGGCUGGGUCCAAGCAACGCGGAUCCUUUAUCCCUUGAUCGGCAUCUUAUCGCCACGUGAUGCACUGGGUGCAAGAGGAAGAUCGUAGAAGUACAAGAGAAGAAUUGACUUUGUGGCCAACAAGAAGCUUAUUUCGAAAUGGACCCUAGCGGAAUCAAAAGUAACUUGGAAAUGAGAGCACAUCAACAGAGGUUGCAUGAAGACAACACACCGAAGGAGGCGAAAAAGGUUUCGGUAUGUGGGCUGAAUAUUGUCCAUAAGGCUCAUGACAAGUGCCGUGCCACCCUGGCAGCAUUCCGCCCGGCAAUGGCUG